Messenger RNA from Chiroxiphia lanceolata (lance-tailed manakin), 1511 nucleotides. It is a transcript of the gene SLC38A8, whose product is annotated as solute carrier family 38 member 8. Bases 1 to 1323 code for a protein of 440 amino acids. The transcript has 10 exons. Lineage: Eukaryota; Metazoa; Chordata; Aves; Passeriformes; Pipridae. Gene Ontology annotation, biological process: amino acid transmembrane transport. Gene Ontology annotation, molecular function: amino acid transmembrane transporter activity. The record is from RefSeq and is a predicted model, not a curated record.
AUGGAGCGGGCGGCGGGCGAGGCCCGGCCCCUGCUGCCCGCCCCGGGGGGCUCCGCCGCGCUCCCCGCCCCCGGGCUCUCCUCCGCCGGCGCCGUCUUCAUCCUGCUCAAGUCUGCGCUGGGCGCGGGGCUGCUGAGCUUCCCCUGGGCCUUCGGCAGAGCCGGCGGGGCCGUGCCCGCCCUCCUGGUGGAGCUGGGCUCGCUGGUGUUCCUGGUGAGCGGGCUGGCCGUGCUGGGCUAUGCGGCGGCUCUCAGCGCCCAGCCCACCUACCAGGGGGUGGUGCGGACGGUGUGCGGGGCGGCCGUGGGGAAGCUCUGUGAGCUCUGCUUCCUCCUCAACCUCUUCAUGAUCUCCGUGGCCCUUCUGAGAGUGGUGGGUGACCAGCUGGAGAAACUGUGCGACUCCCUGUACCCCAACGGGACGCUGAGCGGGGCCCCCCAGCUGCCCCCCUGGUACGUGGACCAGCGCUUCACCCUCUCUGCUCUCUGUGUCCUCGUCAUCUUCCCACUCUCUGUCCCCAGGGAGAUUGGCUUCCAGAAGUACUCCAGCAUCCUGGGCACACUGGCUGCCUGCUACCUCACUCUGGUCAUCAUCCUGAAAUACUACCUGCAGGCAGAGAGCCUGAGCUUGACCAGCCCCCCCCAGCCCUCCAGGUCUUCCUCCUGGGCCUCUGUCUUCAGUGUCAUUCCCACCAUCUGCUUUGGCUUCCAGUGCCACGAGGCGUGUGUGGCCAUCUACAGCAGCAUGAGCAACCAGAGCUUCUCCCACUGGGUCACCGUCUCCGUGCUCUCCAUGCUCGUCUGCCUGCUCAUCUACUCCCUCACGGGGCUCUAUGGCUACCUGACCUUCGGCGAGGCCGUGGCCUCCGAUGUCCUGAUGUCCUACCCCGGGAACGACCCGCUCGUCAUCGUCGCCCGCCUGCUCUUCGGCGUCUCCAUCGUCACCAUCUACCCCAUCGUGGUGCUGCUGGGCAGGUCGGUGGUGAAGGAUUUGUGGGCAGCCCCCAAGCGCGGGGCCGCGGCGGUGUCGGAGGCGCAGGAGCGGCGGGGCCGGGUGGCACUGACUGUCACCUGGAUGGGCACCACCCUCGCCAUCGCCCUCUUCGUCCCUGACAUUGGGAAAGUCAUCGAGCUCAUCGGGGGCAUCAGUGCCUUCUUCAUCUUCAUCUUCCCAGGGCUGUGCCUGGUGUGCAUGACCGGGACCCGCAGCCUCGGACCACGCAAAAAGGCUGCUCUCAUCGCCUGGGGUGUCCUCUCCGUGCUGGGCGGUGCCUUUGUCUGCGGGCAGAGCGCUGCCCUGGCCGUGCUGGGGCUGCUGCGCUGAGGGCUCACAGCCCCACCGGGACUCCCACCAGCACCCCUCCUCCACGGCCCCCUCCUCCAUGGCCCCUCCACCGCCUCCCCCAGCCCACGGCCCCGACAGAGCCCCGGACACAGCACUGGAUCCCAUCGCGUUUAUUUGGCAUCACGGCCCCGUUGUACAGUGGCUAAUAAAGACAGGACAGGGUAUCA